Planococcus citri (citrus mealybug) is the source of this 4636-nucleotide messenger RNA. RefSeq lists its product as uncharacterized. The record is from RefSeq and is a predicted model, not a curated record. The transcript has 5 exons. NCBI's taxonomy places the organism in Eukaryota, Metazoa, Arthropoda, Insecta, Hemiptera, Pseudococcidae. The coding region runs from base 2377 to 4215 and encodes 612 amino acids.
CCUCGCAAGUUUCAUUUCAAAAGCUGUUUAUUAUAUUUUUCAACCGACUUCAGCUAACAUCUCUUGCUCACGAACGUCCCAAUAUAAAUAAAUAUUGAUUCUACUGCUAUUCAUUCUAUUCAUUCUACUGAUUCGUAAAUAUUUACUCAUUGCUGCAGAACUUUGUAAAUAUACUUUCAAAGAAGAAAAUUUUAAUUUAUUCUAUUAUUUCUAUUUUUUCUAUUAUUUCUAUUUCUGGAAAAAUGUACCCAUUGGACAACUGUUAUCCGCUUCGCUACGUAAAUAAAGCCGAAAAUAUCAUCAGAAUUCGUCGCUUUGAUGGCAGCUAUCAAGAUGUUUUCCUCCCAAUUACAUGGGAUAAUUUAGAAGACAAAUUGGUCAGCGAAAAUUGCGAUUACGGUCCAAUUAUGCCGCCAGAUUAUCAAGACCACUACACGUACGCUCAGCAGCAUUUCUACAUAAGCCGCUACAUUUCAUUAAGCAGGUACGACGGUAUGCACAUUAUGCAUUGUUUCAUUAACGGCUGGUGGCUGAUUGGCGACGGCAUCGCGCAUGCAAUUGCACGAUAUGCUGUCAAAGAAGAAAAAAGGGUUAUAAAGAUGUGGGAUAAUUCAAAGGUGUCCGGUACGAAUAUUUCAGCGAAGCGUUUGAUGCAUAAUAUCAAGCAUCAUAAAAUCCUAGUUCCAAAAAGAAUCAUCCUAUCUAUCGGCUGCCAUGACAUACUGAAAGAAACGUUCAAUAAAUGUUGCUAUAACACAAAGGAGCUGAUUGCUUUUCUAUUGGAUCAAGGCGUCGAAGACAUUUUAAUUUUACCAAAUAUUAAUUCAAAUAUUCUGCCAGAUCAUUCGCUCCGGGGAAAGUUUCGAAAAUGGCUUCGUACCGAUUUAAUCGCGAUGGACCCACCAAUUUUAAAAUAUGCGACUAGCCUAGAAGAAAUUUCAGAUAGAGCUGAUCCUUUCUACAAAGAUGGAGCUGGAAACUAUUAUUCAAACCCGCUGAUCUACGCUGAAAUGGCAUACCGCAUCGUAAAAUUCACUCAAUCUUUAGAAGAAGCUAACCAACUAUGAAUUCGACCGAUAUUUGCGCAAUUUCCGGUUGAUUGAUAUUUGUUCAAUUUAUUCAUCAUGUACAUAUUGCGUAAUUUUCCAGACGAAGAAAUGUAAUUUUAUUUUCAUUUCAUUAAUCGUGUAUUAUUUCUAUUUUAAUCUAUCAAAUAAAAUCAUCAAAAAUACGACCUUGUAAAUAUUUCUUCUAUUUUUAUCCACGAACCAAGCUACGCCUAACCAUCAUCGACAAGCAAAUCUUUGCUUAGUAUAUGAAAAUAGACGGUCGCAGACCGAUAUUAUACGUACAGAGGGUAGGGGGUUGCGAUAAGAAAUCAGGCUUCGAGUACAAAUGAUCCUUAUCUUGAUUCCUCGAAAUAGCAACGACAGCCAAAGCAUACGCAUCGAACCUACCAUUUCAUCAUUCGACUUUUGCUUCUCUUUGUGUUUAGUGCGUACAUCUCUAACGUGGUGAAAUUUUUUCUAUUCUUUCAAAGUUUAAUUUCGUUCUUAUUAUUUCUAUAAUCGGUAAGAUUUACGCAAUGCUGUAUUUUCUUGGUUCGUUUACUCUAUUUUUUCAUAUUUGUUCGAUUAUUUAAACUAGUUUGAAAAAUUCCAGCCAUUUAUUCGCCAUCUCGUGUGUUCAACGCGAAAAAUACGUCGCAAUACCUGGAGAAUAAUUUAUUCUAUUGAAUUGUAAGUACAAGUGUUGAUUUAAUCAUUUAUAAUUUGCAUCGUUCACCGAUUCUGCUGUAAAACACACGAACAUUCGUACCUACCAUAUCACCACGUGCUUCAGGCUACCUAGACAGCCAUUGUUUUAAUAAUUAAUUCAAAUUGAAGAUAAUUACGAAAUUUUCACGUGCUAUUUUUUCUAUUUGAAGUAAUCUUUCAAAUUUGGGAAAGAGUAAAUCAAAAUUCAACAUUUACUUCGGUUCUGUACGUGUGUUUUAGAUAGCUAGCCUAAGUACAUUGCUGUUUUAAUCGUCAAUUUAUUAAUCUGAGUGUUUCAUCGCAGAUUUUCGUUGAUUGGUGAACCGAAUUGUUCAAGAAUUUAUUCACGAUAUGAUCCAGCUUCAUUUUGUUACUGGUACGAUACAUUAAUUCUAUUUCAACCAAAAAUCCAGACGAACGAUUAAUUCUAUUCAUUCUAUUUUGUUCAUUUAGCAUCGAACCUAGUUGCUGUGAUUAAUUGUUUCAAUUGACGAAGAUAUUAAUUUGUUCGACGAUUAUUGAACCGAAAUCUGCGGAAAGUUUAUUCGUUCUGCUAUAUCAUUGGUUGUUGUGCUGAGAUUUGUUCGUUUGUUCGCUACGAUUUUCGUAAAAAAGGCCAAUGGAAAGGUAUCGUGUUCCGGUAUGCCAGUACUGCGGGGAGGAGUUCGUGGCAGGACAAGAAACUGUACGAAAUGAAACCUGUCCACAUACUUAUCAUCGCGAGUGCGUUAAAAGCUUAACUGAGCAGCGUACGCCCGCCGGUAAUUACCGCUAUCUCCCCGCAAAAUGUCAACAUCGAAGUUGCGGCGCGGUUUUGAUUCGACAACACUAUCACAGUGUUAUUUUCCGAUACGAGACGCCUGACAAUAUUUGCACCAACUCUGGACACCGGCAAAGAAUCGCAAAUCUCAGCGACACCAUUGAUUUCCAGCGUGAGCGCAUCAAUGCAUUAAAUGAUUCGCUUCGUGAUGCGGUAGCGCAGAAUGAAAUUAUGACCGGAAGAAUCGCAGAUUUAGAACGUGAAAUUACUCGACUUAGGCGACCAGCGCAGGAUUACCAAGAUUUCGAAGACGAUCUCAACCGUCGAGAUAACGAUGACGACGACGACAUCGGUGAUGCGCAGCAUCAGAUGAUAAAUCACGAUAAUCAGGCUGCUGGAAAUGAAAUUAUUCAUGCCGCCGAAAAUCAAGAAGAUCGAGCUCCAGAUAAUUGCGCAAAUAACGAUAACGGAGCCAACGAUUGUCAAGACGUCGAUGAGCGCAACGACCUUAAUGAACCAAUUGAUCGAGCGUUUGCAGAAGGAUUUGUUCAACCAAACGAACGAGAGAUGCAACGCCGUAUGGACCAAGAGCGAGAUGCUCAAGAUGGUGUAAUUCCAGAGUCGGUUCCAACUGCGGUCAGUGCUCCAGCUCCAUCUGCUCCUAAUCUCGACGAUAUAAACCUCGAGGAGCCUCACCCAUCGAAUUCUGGACCAGUUUUAGUAGCGCCAGAACUGGGAGAAGUAGGAAACGUUGCCGGACCAUCGCGAUUUCGUGAGCCUUUCCGGCCUAGUACACGUAACGUUUUCUCUUCAUUUUACAACUCCAAUAACGUCUUGGUAAACCACGUUAUGCGGAAUGCGACCGAACAGCGCAAUGACCAUCAACCUCGAGGCCAACCGCUGCUAGAUGAUGAAGAUGCCCCGUACGAAGACUUUAGAACGAGGCGCGAAAUACGCGUCUACGAUGGUGGCGUCCAGAGCGCUGUAUUUCCACAUCGACGUGGAAAUAUUAUGGCUAUUUUGAACCAGUCUGGCUACACUUUCAAUCCGCAGAUUCAGCGCGAGCUUCGUCACGAGUAUACUCUGCAUAGCCAGCAGAUGUAUUCUUCAGUUUAUACGAGCUGGUCACCGGACGACCGCCGUCCAACCACCCAUAUUUUCCUGAACGGGUGGUGGGUGAUUGGCGACGGCCUUGCUCACGGUGUUGCGAGAGAACCGCUGAGACGAGAUCCAACGUUGAAAAGUCGCUGGGACCGUAGCCGCUUCGCAGGAAGUUUUCUUUCGGCCAAACGACUUCGCCAUAACAUCCAACAGCACGCUCGUAACGUACCUCGAUUCUGCGUAGUGGCCAUGGGAGGACACGACCUAACGCUUGAGUCCGAGCACACGGCCAGAAUAAACACGUCAGCGCUGAUUCAAUUUUUGUUAGACCAGCGCGUGGAGCGAAUUCUCAUCCUCCCGAUAAUCAUUGCUGACCGACGACCAGAUGCGGAGACUCGUCGAUCUUAUCGCGAAUGGCAGCGAGGAAUUUUGCCUCAAUUAGACAGAUCCCGCGUUACCUAUUUGCAAUUUUUGGAAGAAACAGUAGAUCGCGUCCAGCCUUACCAUGCUGACCUCGCCGGCAUCACAUAUGCGCAUCCGUUCGUACACUUCGAUAUCAUUUACCGUUUGGCUCAUAUGUUGCGUUACUUCGAUUAAUUCUAUACCCGUCAUUUGCGUAAAUCUUUUGUUUUCUGUUUUUUCGUUGUUUGAAUUUGUGAAUUUUGUUAUUUUUUCUAUUUUUUCUAUUUCUAAGUUUGAAAUGAAGACAUGGCGAUUCGGCUGAGCAUUCGAUUUUCGAUAUCACCUUUAUUCUUUUUACAUGUCUUCGUGUAUUAUUUCUAUUAAUUUGGAUUUUUAGUCGCAUUUUUCUUACUGACAGGUAUUUACGAAAUUACCAGUUUAUAUUAGUUCUAUUAAUUCUAAGUUCGUUGAUUUUUGAGUUUUGAAUUACCUAUUCAAAUAUUAUUUCUACUUGUUCUAUGUUAUAUUGAUUCUGUUAUUAUUGCAAUUUGAAUAGCUGUGAGUUAUGUUCCUUUUGUUGUGCCGAAGAUAAAAAUAAAAAAAAAAAUGGCAUGAA